UAGGACUGUCAGCCAACAUUUGACGCUAAAGCCCAAAAUAGCUCGGGGAAUUCUAAGCCACAGAAAACUUGAGGCAAUGGCCAAUCGAGGCUUUGCUUUCUCAACUUCUGAAAACUACACCAAUCUGAUGAGUUAGAGUUAGUGAUCCCUCUGAUGGCAUCCACCACUCAUCUUCACGCUCCAUAUUCUCUCUUACUCAAACCCCGAAACAUAACUCACCUGCAACAAGACUUCAGAGCAGCAACAAGGAGAGCAAUAACUAGAAGAACAAACUACAGUAGGCUGAGUGUUUUUGCAUCACGGGGGCCAAGCAAACCCCAAAGAGCUCCUCCAGGAGUUGAUACCAGAAUCCACUGGGAUAAUGAAGAUGAAGGGUGGAUUGGAGGGCCAUCGAAUUCACAGCAAACCAAGGAGAAGCUGAAUGCUGAAGAGGAGCAGAAGAAUCUCCUGGGUGAUAAGUUUGCUGACUUGCUCAAUUAUUCCGAUUCUCAUUACCAGUUCCUAGGAGUCUCUGCAGAAGCUGAUUUGGAAGAGAUUAAGGCAGCUUACAGAAGGCUAUCAAAAGAGUACCAUCCUGACACAACUUCACUUCCACUAAAAGCAGCUUCAGAGAAAUUCAUGAAGUUAAGAGAGGUUUAUAAUGUUUUGAGCAAUGAAGAGAGUCGUAAUUUCUAUGAUUGGACACUUGCUCAAGAGGCUGCAAGCCGUAAAGCUGAGAAACUGAGGAUGAGGUUAGAAGAUCCUUACCAGCAAGACUUAAGGAACUAUAAACCGAAACCCGAUAUGGUUGAUCGUCUUGGUGGGAGGAACAUUGAGCUAAGUGAUCAAGCAAUGACAGCCCUCACCUUUGAUGUUUUUAUCAUUGUCUUUGCAAUUUGUUGCAUCAUUUAUGUGCUUGUAUUUAAAGAACCAUAUUACUAGCUAGGAUGAGCAGUUUAGAGUGAAGAACCUCAAAAUUGUACAUAAUGGUCAUUAAAAUGAAUCUAUAGUUGUUGAAGGUUUUGUAU
Durio zibethinus is the source of this 1007-nucleotide messenger RNA. It is a transcript of the gene NDHT, whose product is annotated as Chaperone DnaJ-domain superfamily protein. The record is from RefSeq and is a predicted model, not a curated record. NCBI's taxonomy places the organism in Eukaryota, Viridiplantae, Streptophyta, Magnoliopsida, Malvales, Malvaceae.